Messenger RNA from Mesocestoides corti, 1017 nucleotides. Lineage: Eukaryota; Metazoa; Platyhelminthes; Cestoda; Cyclophyllidea; Mesocestoididae. The record is from the annotation of a GenBank genome assembly.
AUGUCCAAGUUAUCUCCUGAAAACAUCAACAUUCUCUCCAUUAGAGCCUACUAUGAUAAUAAGACCGCCACAAAUACGACAGAGAUGGCCAACUUGCUAAAAUAUGAGAGCCAACACUUUCGCUGCAAGGUGCAGGUUGAGCUUCCAGAGUGCGUUGCGGACAGAUGUUGGAGCAUCGGUUUAGUUCAGGCUUGCGAUCGUAUGUACUUAGAAAACCGCUAUGGGCAAAGUGGUAGCUCUUUCUGGGAAUUCCAUCCUCUAAAGAGCGGACGCCAUAAGAUGGUCAAUGACAGCGACGGACGACAAUACCCAUUUUACAGUUUAACUAGCAGUAAAUUUGAAGUUAGACGGGGUGUAGUCUCCGAAAGUCUCAUAUCUCUUACCUACGAAGACCACUUCUACCCAACAGUCGCAUGGGAAUUACCUUAUUACGGCGGAGCAAAGCUAACUGAUGUUAUCCGAAAACAGGAUUUCUGGGUAUGGUUGGUUGCCAUCAAGCGAGCUAGUUCCCGAAGCUCAACCAGUGAUGUUUUCAAUGCCAAAAACGAUGAAAUUUACGUUUUAAAAACAAUGCGGUGGCGCUACAACCUUCAUAUGACUUUUGACCCAAAUCAACCGAUAGGACGACGACUUCAACGAAUCUAUGACGCUCAGGAGGAGCAGCCAGUGAUCCUUGAGACUAACAGACCUUUGCCAUUGUCCGCACUCAGUCCGCCUCAUUGCAACGCCGCACAGUCUUUAAUCUGGUACCCAAAUAACCCCAGUGAUAAACCAAAGCUCUUAGUUCCACCCAAACAAAUCAUUGUUCCUUGGGAUACAUGGACUAACGACAUGGCUCCUGGACGCCACCUCACCGUAAAGAAGCCUGAACAAUGCAAGAUGGUUGGUGAGUGGGCCCACGAUGCUGAGAUAGGUGUUGAUGUUAACACAAUGUCUGGAAUUGCGAAUAACAGAGGACAUGGAACGGCGGAAGCAGGGAGUAGUCGACAGCGCAUGUCAAGUCGUGCACGUGGCUAA